AGUCAUAAAACUGUUUCUUAAAAACAGUAUUAUGCUUAUAGAAUGAUGGAGAGACAUCAUAUCUACAAUCAUUUACAUAAUUAUAGAAAACUUAUUAAUAAAUAUUGGGUUGAUAUGUAUGCCAAAAUAGAAUCAGAACGGCUUUUAUUUAUACGAAAUAAUCAGUCAAAAUUAAGAGCGGAAGAUUACAUUCAUUUACGUGAUGCUAUAGAAAAUGACGGUCAUGUGAAUGACAUUGGACAACUUUAUAUUUUACCUUCUUCAUUUACAGGAGGUCCAAGAUACAUGCACGAAAAAACUAUGGAUGCCAUGACUUACGUUCGUAAUUUUGGAACUCCAAAUUUGUUCAUUACAUUUACAUGUAAUCCAAAUUGGACGGAUAUAAAAAGAGAACUCAAACAUGGUCAAACCCCACAAGACAGACACGAUAUUAUCGCUAGAGUUUUUCAUCAAAAAAUUAAAGUUCUAAUGAACUUAAUUGUGAAACAUCGUAUAUUUGGUGAAACGCAGUGUUAUAUGUAUACUGUUGAGUGGCAAAAACGUGGUCUUCCUCAUGUUCAUUUACUGGUUUGGUUAGUUGAUAAAAUUAGACCAAAUGAUGUCGAUAGUAUAAUAAGUGCUGAGUUACCAAAUCCCGAUAUUGAUCCUGAACUAUUUGAAAUAGUUAAAAAACACAUGGUGCAUGGCCCACGUGGCUAUAUGAAUCCAAAUUCUCCAUGUAUGGGAGAAAACCAAAAAUGUUCAAAAAGGUAUCCGAAAGCAUUUACUAACAGUACUAUUACUGAAGAUGAUGGAUAUCCUUUAUACAGACGAAGGGCUUUUGGUAGUGGUGGAUUUUACUACUUAUAGUAAGUUUUUUUGCUGUUUCAAUAUUAUGGCCGGUGUGGUAAAUAUUCGAGACAUCGAUCAGUCAUUGGGAUCAAGUUUUCAGAUUAAAGCACGUGUUUUAAAAGUUCACGAGUUACGUACCUUCAAAAAUAAUACAGGAAAACUUUUUUGUGUGGAUAUAUUUGAUGCUACGGGAGAAAUACGUCUCACCGCUUUUAAUAACGAUGCCGAAAAUGUGUGCUCAAUUUUCAAGAAAGACCAGAUUUUUAGCAUAGUAAAUGGAAAAAUUAACAAAGCUAAUAAAUUAUACAAUCGCCUUAAUCAUAAUUAUAAAAUUAUAAUGGGACCUAUGACAAUUAUUACUCAAAUAGAAGAUACAUCGGAUGUAGUUCCAACACACGUCACUCUUAUGACGUUUGAUAGUAUUAUAUCAUUAAAUAAUGAUGCGAUGGUUGACACUAUUGGAGUAAUAAUUCGCAUAGAAGACAUAGUAGACAUUGUGAAGCCAAAAAAAAAAAGUUAAAACUACGAGAUGUUAUAAUAGCAGAUAAUACUGGAAUCGAGAUUACACUUACGCUAUGGAACGAAGAAGCUUCUGUAUUUAGUGGAAAAAUAGAAGACGUUCUUUCAGUUGAGAAGGGUAAAUUAGUUGUUAAUAAAAAAGGUAAAAAAAUAUCUGUAACGCAGUCUACUGUUAUACAAAUUAACCCUAAUUGGCCUGAAAAAGAAGUGUUAAAAGAAUGGUAUAAAAAGGAGGGCCAAUAUCAAGUCAAUAGAAUGGAUUCAACACAAUCAUCGUCAAUCGAUAACACUACGUUAAAUCAAUCAGAUAACGCAUAUUUAACAUCAGUAGAUGAUAAGAUUUUUUCACACAUAGUGAAAGACGAAAAGUCUACGAAACGUCGUUUAGACGAGAUAUACGUCCUCCAAGAACAGCUGCAAAGUGAAAUUACUGAACUUACAUUUAAAAAAAUUAGAUUAAAUCUCGAACGUCAAGCGGUAGAGAAUAGGAUUAUUAAUAGAAGACAAAAAGACAUUGAUUAUUAAUUUUAUUAUUGUCUAUAUUUUUAAUUUGAUUGUAUAUUAUGUAUUUAUUAUUGUUAUUAUUAUUAAUUAUUGCAUUUGUUUGCACUUGCAUUUUUCCAUUUGAAAUAUAU
Molecule: messenger RNA, 1985 nt
Organism: Metopolophium dirhodum (rose-grain aphid)
Lineage: Eukaryota; Metazoa; Arthropoda; Insecta; Hemiptera; Aphididae
Exons: 10
Coding region: 43-849 (268 amino acids)
Source: RefSeq, a predicted model, not a curated record